AUGGGUGCAGGCAAACGCGUGCGCAAGCUGUCGCACACGUGCUCACUGUUGACAUGCGAUAACCAAAAGGAAGAAGUGCAGUAUGGCUCCAGUUCCCUGGCUAUGUUAAUGGACCCUUGGGAUAAAUUUGGAAAUUCUAACCCAGUUCAAGAAUCAACCUCUCCCAGAAACUCUGAGAACAAUUUGGGAAGAAAACCUUACCUUUUGGGAGUAGACUCUUUUGCUCCAAAACUCUGGAGCACUGAAGGCAUGGGAGAUUCCUAUGCAGCCACUUUCCCAAAUGGGAAUGGAUUGAUGUCACCUUCAGCAAGCCCUCAAGCUUCCACCACUUACAGCAAUGAUUACAGUCCUUUCCCCCAUUCCUUCUCAGCCUCACCCACCACUCAAGAUCCUUCUUCGUUGCUGGUGCCUAAGGGGCAUCUAUCCCCUGAUUGUCUCCCCAGUGUCUAUACCUCCUUGGACAUGGCACACCCUUAUGGCUCCUGGUACAAAGCUGGCAUCCACCCAGGCAUCUCUACCAGCUCUAGCAACCCUACGGCUUCUUGGUGGGAUAUGCAUUCCAACAGCAACUGGUUGAGUUCUCAGCCACAAUCAGAUGGACUCCAGGGUUCCUUACAGUCCAUGCCGAGUCAGGCACCCAUCAGCCCCCAGCUACCCAGUUACACUUCUGAGUUCACAACUUUGAAUCCUGCUCCUUACCCUGCAGUGGGCAUUACUUCUUCAUCACACCUUCUCCCUUCAGGACAACAUGUGCUACCCCAAGAAAUGUACAAGCCCAAGCCAGUGGCCAACAACUCCCUGAUGGAAGGUGGGAUUGCCUUGAAGCCUGGAAGAGGGGGCUCCUUUGGUAGCACAACCGGCAGGUCUACUUGUGACUGCCCUAAUUGCCAAGAACUAGAACGGCUUGGGGCCUCGGCAGCCAGCCUGCGGAAGAAGCCUAUCCACAGCUGCCAUAUCCCAGGCUGCGGGAAGGUCUAUGGGAAAGCCUCGCAUCUGAAAGCCCAUCUGCGAUGGCAUACUGGGGAACGUCCUUUUGUAUGCAACUGGCUCUUCUGCGGCAAGCGUUUUACGCGCUCAGAUGAGCUGGAGCGCCAUGUUCGCACCCAUACCCGGGAGAAGAAAUUUACCUGUUUACUCUGUAACAAGCGCUUCACUCGUAGCGACCACCUCAGCAAGCAUCAGAAGACCCAUAAUGAAAUGGGAGUGGGCAAACCGCCAGAAGGUGAAGCGGAGCGAGAAGAGGUUGCUACAGUGGCUAGUUCUCCCAGCACUGCAGCCCUUCAAGAUGGCCUGGCUGGAGAGGAAAAAGAUGCCACCAGCCCUGAGCAAAGCAGUCUCCUGGAAAUCUAA
Molecule: messenger RNA, 1350 nt
Organism: Thamnophis sirtalis
Lineage: Eukaryota; Metazoa; Chordata; Lepidosauria; Squamata; Natricidae
Gene: SP7
Product: Sp7 transcription factor
Biological process (GO): regulation of transcription by RNA polymerase II
Molecular function (GO): RNA polymerase II cis-regulatory region sequence-specific DNA binding; DNA-binding transcription factor activity, RNA polymerase II-specific
Source: RefSeq, a predicted model, not a curated record